Lathyrus sativus (Indian pea) is the source of this 876-nucleotide messenger RNA. Lineage: Eukaryota; Viridiplantae; Streptophyta; Magnoliopsida; Fabales; Fabaceae. The record is from the annotation of a GenBank genome assembly.
AUGUUUCCUUCUGGCAAAGGAAACCAUGAUCUUGAUAAUGGUAAUUGUAAUGUUGACAUGGAAGAUGACAUUACUAGUGUAGAAAAUGGAAAAACUAAAGAUGGUGUUGAAGCACUAGAGAAUCCUGUGACAUCCGAGUCUGCUGAUGAAGUUUCGGUUUUUCCUCUAGAGCAUUGCAUGAGGAUAUUGCCUCAUGAUCAGAACACCGGGGCCUUCUUUAUUGUUGUGCUGCAGAAAGUUUCUCCUUUGCCAGCUAUUACGGAAAACCCUAGCAAACAAAUUGAUGAACAAAAUGUAGAACCACCAAACCAGAGUCUUGAGAAUGCACAAGCACCACAGAUCAAUUCAUCUGACAGUAUAAUUGAAGAAGUCGUCAAAGCAGUUCCAGAGGAAAAUAUGAUUGACAAUGUAUCUAAUACAGAAGAUUUGGAAGUUAGUCCUCUUACACGUGAAGAACAGAACUCUGAGGAAACUGAAGUGCCACAUAAUACACAGGACAUGGAAAAGAAGGCUCCAGGAAAACGAAAGCUACAACUUCAAGGACAAUGGAGAGGUGUUGACCCUGUUGUCUUUUUUAAAGAUGCCAUAAGAGACGAUGUUCACAUUAUAUCUUUAUCUCUUGGUCCUCAAUCUCCUCAAGGCGACUAUUUCAAUGAUGCCAUAUCUGUGGCGUCUUUCCAUGCUGCUAGACAUGGAAUUCUUGUAGUAGCAUCAGCUGGAAAUGAAGGAACUCGUGGCUCUGCAACAAACUUUGCACCAUGGAUCAUCAUUAUUGCUGCUAGCUCAACAGAUAGGGAUUUCACCUCUGAUAUCAUAUUAGGAAAUGGUGCUAACAUCAAGGUAAACACAGAUACGGUAUUUAAACAUAAAUUCUAA